AAUCGAUAUCCGACCUCCGCAACAGCAACGUCAACGACAACGACGACGCGCUUGUGCUUUUGGCCGCGCCAGGGUAUGCUUUACUGAUAUCCUUCCUCCGCUAGACGUAGGUAGACAAGAUUCGAUUAUGGACGCUGCGAACGAAAACACUGGUACCACGAAGCGCUCAGGCAUUAAACCACCCUCGACCUUUUCCAACAUCACCUCAUCGCCGACUCGCGCCCUCGGCGAAUUGCACGAAGCUGGUGCCAACGCGCGAAGCGGAAUGCCGAUACCUACAGCGAAACACAAGCCCUCCGGCUUGCCGGAGCCGGCUUUCAAGCAACGGAAGACUCUUGCAGAGCAGGCUGGCGAGCCCAUUUCUCGACUAAAGCCCCCGCCGUCUAAGAUAUCGAGUGGGAUCAAAAGCAUCGUACCGCGUGGACUCGCCGCGUCCACAUCGCGUGCCACUACGAAACCGACAGCGAGACAUCCUGCAGCCUCUACUCUCAGUGGCAGUGUGGGCGGAGCGCCUAAGGCUUCCGGGGCUGUGAGACCCAAGUCGGCCUAUGGCCAUGGAAGCCAUGCUAGGAGCAAGUCCUAUCAGCAAGGGCCGCGCCCUACGACAGCAAUGCUAAACCGAGAUGACGAUGACGACAGUGAGCAAGCAGAGCGCAAAGAUUUCUACAAUGAACGCAUGGAGGCCAUGGAACGAGACUUCCGCAUGUUCAAGGAGAAGAUGGAGACAGAUGUGCGGCAGGCUACUGACUACAAGGAAUCGAUUCAGCAGCUUCAAAGUCGCGUCACGGAACUCGAAACUAUUCGCGCGCGUCUGGAAAUCGUAAACAAGGGCCUAGAGUCGGAACUCGACGAUACACGAAGCUGCCUCAAGUCAGUAAAGAUGGAACUCGAGAUGAUGCAGCAGAAACACACAUACGAAGUUGAAGAUGUACGGCGGAGACUACGCAUUGAGGUCGAGGAUCUGGAGUCGCGGCAUCGGAAAGACACAGACCGAAUGGAGAGAGAACGAGAUGAGGUCGAGAGGAAGACACGCCUCGAGCUCGAAGGACGAAUCGACAAACUGCUGAAAGAACACGACGAAGAACUUGCCGGCUUGCGGAAGAAACUGGACGCCGACACGGAAACGGAGCGAAGCAGGCGCGUACAAGAAGCACAAAAGAUCGAGGAGGAGUAUGGUUCAAAGCUUAGAGCAGCUGCGAUGGAAGCAGACGCAAAACACCGCGAGGCCCAAUUGGUCCAGGGCGAACUCACCAAUGUCAAGUCCGAGCUUGACCGAGAGAGGAUGCUCAAGAAUAGCCUUCAAGUUCAACUCACAGAAGCAACAAGCAACAACCUUACAUUGGACGCAGCGAACAAGGCGAUGAAGGAGAAGAUCGACUUCCUCGAGUCCGACAGCCAGGCCCAGUCGCAAGCUUUCAAUGACCUUCACAAACGAAUGCAAGAUGCGAUUGAAGCUGCUGAAAGAGCGCAAGACAAGCUUCGUCAAGAGGAGACACUACGCCGAAAACUUUUCAACCAGGUGCAGGAACUCAAGGGCAACAUCAGAGUUAUGUGUCGUGUGCGACCCGCCCAUGAAACCGAACGCAAUCCGGCGCAAAUCUCGUUCCCGGACAACGAUACCGACAGCAAAGAAGUGGCAGUGCUUGGUCCAAGCAAGCAAAGCGCAACUGGCAAGGACAUUACAUCCGCCUAUGCGUACUCGUUUGACCGUGUAUUUGGCCCAGCGUCACAGAACAGCGAAGUUUUCGAGGAGAUCAGUCAGCUUGUACAAAGCGCUCUUGAUGGAUACAAUGUCUGCAUCUUCUGUUACGGUCAGACAGGAGCUGGAAAAACACAUACCAUGUCGUCAGCUGACGGUAUGAUCCCCCGUGCGACAGCCCAGAUCUGGGAUGAAGCGCAGCGAUUGCAAGAGAAGGGCUGGAAAUACGAGAUGGAAGGCUCUUUCCUCGAAGUUUACAACGAGACGUACAACGAUCUGCUCGGUCGCUCAGAGGAUCUAGACAAGAAGAAGGUCGAGGUGCGACAUGAUGCGGCGAAAAAGCAAACGAACCUUGACGGUGCAGUCAGUGUGAAGCUCGACGGUCCAGGUCGCGUGGAGGAAAUCUUAGCGACCGCCGACAAGAAUAGGACGGUCGCUGCCACCAAGGCCAACAUGCGUUCCAGUCGAAGUCACUCUGUCUUCAUUCUGAAGCUUGUCGGUACCAAUGAGAUUACUGGUGAAAGGAGCGAAGGUACGCUCAAUUUGGUCGAUCUUGCCGGCUCAGAGCGACUUGAACACUCCAAGGCUGAAGGGGCGCGCCUCAAGGAGACACAAAACAUCAACAAGAGUUUGAGCUGUCUGGGAGAUGUCAUCAACGCUCUUGGAUCGGCAAAGGAAGGCACACAUGUGCCAUACAGAAACUCGAAGCUCACAUACCUCCUCCAAUACUCGUUGGGUGGCAAUUCAAAAACGCUCAUGUUCGUCAUGGUCAGCCCGCUACAAGCACAUCUUCAAGAGACAAUUACGAGUCUCAAAUUUGCAACUAAGGUUUACAACACGCACAUCGGAACGGCGAAGAAGCAGACCAAGACGUCGUAGACUUGGUUGUCAAGACGUAGAUUGACUUUGGGUCCUGCGACACUUGUGUGCUACAGGAUGGGCGUUCGGUUGUUCUGGAUAGGACGAGGUGUUUGCGUAUAUAUCUUCUUGUAUGCACGAGCAGUGGCCUUUGAAGUGUUCGAGGUCAAUAUUGAUUUGCUUGGUGUAUAUAGCCAUGGUUUGGAGUCCAGGAUUUAUCUGGACAGGGCAAAGUCGUGUGGCGCACAGUCAACAUGCCGGCGUUCAGGAUUUCUUUUGGUAGCAAUGUGAAGAACGAUGAACGAAGCAUAUUCAUUCUUGAUCUUGCUUCUAGUGAUAUGAUGAGAGG
Messenger RNA from Alternaria alternata, 2906 nucleotides. Its product is annotated as kinesin-domain-containing protein. Gene Ontology annotation, molecular function: microtubule binding; ATP binding; microtubule motor activity. The transcript is spliced from 6 exons. Lineage: Eukaryota; Fungi; Ascomycota; Dothideomycetes; Pleosporales; Pleosporaceae. The record is from RefSeq and is a predicted model, not a curated record. Gene Ontology annotation, biological process: microtubule-based movement. The coding region runs from base 128 to 2578 and encodes 816 amino acids.